AUGGUUGCAUCUUACGUUUCAAUGCGCAACUGCAGCCUUCGUGAAAGGCGUGGCUCAUCAGUGUCAUUGACAAUUGAUCCUGCUCAAUUCCCGAGUUCAACUCUUCAAAUAUCACCAAUUCAUGAAGAUAUUGCUGAAGAAUCGGAACUCCGUAAGUCACGACGUUUGACACGUUACCAAUUGCGUCAUCUUGAUAUUUCAGCAUCCCUUUCUAAGAUAUACGGAGAGUUUGCUGCCCUUCCAAGUCCAAGUACUUCGUCAUGUGAAAAAGUUGCCGGUUGUAGCCAGAAAAAUCGACAUACAUUGUGGCCAAUAAGAGAAACUCGUGUACGACUGUCAUCCAUUUACAGAGCUUCAUGUAAUUCUACAGCUGAGGAUGUCUGCCGAAGCUAUAUCAAUGCCAACUAUAUUUUGGAUUCGAACUCAAAAUUAAUGUAUAUCGCAGCAGAAGGCCCAAUGCCGAAUACAAUUGACGAUUUUUGGCUAAUGGUUCUUCAAGAACGUACGCCAGCUAUUGUAAUGGUGACCAACUUAGAGGAGAAACCUUUUGGAACUAAACUACCACUAAAAAAAUGCGACAAAUACUGGCCGGACAACCAUGCCUGUUAUGGCGAAAUUAAUGUUACUGUUGUAUCAACAAACUUUUAUGACGGAGUACAAAUUCGCCACAUCGUUUUAAAUUAUGAUGAUGUGGAGCAUCACGUAAGGCACAUUUGGUUUACGGAAUGGCUAGAUCACCGUUUGCCUGUGCAAUACAUCACUCAAAUUUUGAAAGUAGUCGUUGCUAUGGAAAGUUAUAGAAAUGAACAUCAACGAUUGUUUACCCAUGCAGGACCAAUUAUUGUCCACUGCAGUGCUGGAAUCGGGCGAACCUGUACAUUUAUCGCAAUAGCUUUGGGAAUUGAUCAGCUUUAUAAGACUCCUGAAAAUAUUGACGUCUUUUCUACCGUAUCCAGAUUACGCAGACAGAGAUUUGGAGCUGUACAACUUCCAGGACAGUAUGCAUUCAUCUACUUGGUACUGCAACGCAUGGAGAGACUCCUCCCAGAAUUUUUUGCACAGAGUGACCAAGACAAAUUUCCUGCAUGUCUUAGCUUUUCAGAGAAUUCCAAGUCAGAAAGCGGAAACGAUGAUGAACUACUCUGGAAUAGCCAAGUUGACCUCCUUUGCAACAAUUUUUAA
Brugia malayi is the source of this 1182-nucleotide messenger RNA. RefSeq lists its product as uncharacterized. Gene Ontology annotation, molecular function: protein tyrosine phosphatase activity. NCBI's taxonomy places the organism in Eukaryota, Metazoa, Nematoda, Chromadorea, Rhabditida, Onchocercidae. Gene Ontology annotation, biological process: protein dephosphorylation. The record is from RefSeq and is a predicted model, not a curated record. The coding region runs from base 1 to 1182 and encodes 393 amino acids. The transcript is spliced from 10 exons.